AUGCCGGAGAAAAAGAAGGAUGGAAAGCAGGAUCCGCCGAAGGCCGUGCGAGCGAAGCGCCAGGCUGCUGCUGCUGCUGCUGACAGUGCCCCUGGCGCUUCCAAGGAGGCUCCGGCUGCCAAGCGACCACGCGGUCGACCGCCCAAGGCCGUGCCGGUGGACCCGCUAGCGCCGAAGGCCGUCGCGCCCACGGCAGCUCGGAAGUCGCGGAAGGCAGAGGAGGCAACACAGCCCGAGACCGAAAAACCUUCAACCAGCAAGGCAGUGGCACGGAGAGCCCCGAGAUGCCAGGAUGAAGACGAGCCGCAGCAGAUCAAGCCACUCAUCCCGCCCUCGUCAUAG
This is a messenger RNA of Rhipicephalus sanguineus (brown dog tick), 342 nucleotides long. RefSeq names its product NADH-quinone oxidoreductase subunit I 2-like. NCBI's taxonomy places the organism in Eukaryota, Metazoa, Arthropoda, Arachnida, Ixodida, Ixodidae. The coding region runs from base 1 to 342 and encodes 113 amino acids. The transcript has 2 exons. The record is from RefSeq and is a predicted model, not a curated record.